AUGGGGGAACCCGAAUCGUUGCCCCCUUACAAGUACCCGCCUCUCCCUGACAACGCGCAUACGCGAAUUUUAGAACUUCAACCAUCUUUAGACUCUACCUCCCCUCUUCACGUCAACCUGCGCCUCAUCAAUCUGGACAUAGAUCCAUUCUUUGACGCGUUAUCGUAUACUUGGGGAACGCCUGUAUUCAGUGAGGAAAUCAUAGUCGAAAAUAACUCAUCUCUGGGGAUUACGACGAAUCUUCGCGAUGCGCUGGUUCGCUUCAGACUACCGACCAAGUUGAGGCGUCUCUGGGUCGAUGCGAUAUGCAUCAAUCAAAAUGACAUCAACGAAAAAGCCAGGCAGAUCCCGCGAAUGGCGGAGAUCUACCGCGGUGCAUCUUCCGUGUUAGUUUGGUUGGGUAGUGAUUCAGAUGGCGAAGCCCAUAUGAGGAAAAUAGCCCUCUUAACCCAACGAAUGCCAGGCCCAGAGAAUAUCGAGGAGCUGAAACGGGCAUUCAACGGGCUUCUCCAACUGCCCUGGUUUGGUAGGCGCUGGAUUAUACAAGAAGUCUCGCUAAAUCCCAAUAUUUUACUGUUCUGCGGGGCUUCUAUGAUCCCCUGGCUCAGACUGCUAUUGAUCCCUCAAAGAAUAUGGGGCUCGGAUACUGCACCUAAACAUCUGGUUCAAAGCUUUAGAAGCCUCUGGGAGUCUCACGUUCUAGCGGGCCGCCCACUUAGGAUUCUAGAAAUUCUAGCGGAGUUUUCAGAAGCAGGCUGUGCUGAUGACAGGGACCGUAUCUACGCCAUCGCAGGCCUAGCGCCAGAUGUGGCUUUUGUAGAUGAUGAGUCCAGCUCCGACAAGAUAAUUAUCAACAUCAAUUAUACCAAAUCCACCCAGGAGAUAUAUCGGGAUUUUGCCGUUUCAGUAACGACUCGUUUCGAGCAACGUCGUGGUCAAACCGGCUAUGAUCGCUUCCGUCAUGAUCUGAAUGGUAAUGACUUCGUUAGACAUGCUAUGGAUCGAUCUGACAGCUCCCAUUUUAAUGGGAAAUGUUCUUGGAUACCCGAUUGGCGUUUACCUAUUAUCCGACAAUCCCUGCGAUCGGGGUUUUCGGCUCUUCGGUACCCUCAAUCACGAAAUAUAGAGACUUUGACGCUAGAAGACCCUUAUUGCGUAGGAGUAGUCGACCACAUAUUCGAGGCUUUUCCUAUGGAUGCGAGCCCGAGUCUUGCAAUUUCAUGGACAAGGAAGCUUUUUGAAUCGGUAAAAGAGCGGAUGCUAGCAGAGGAUCCCGAUAAACAAUUGAGCAAUGACGACUCACAACUCGUGUGGCAUCAAUUGCUUAUGCUCCUUACGGGAGGACAACACGUUCCUUCGACAUUUCAGCAGUCGGAUAAUAUCGAAGAUUAUAUUGAUGAAGUGUUAGCUUGGGCGAAAGGGCGUCUCGUGUUUAUCAUGUCACCACCAAUUGCCCACGUUGGUCGGAAAUGCUUGGUCUGGCCACAGCUGGGUAUCGGACCAUCGCACACUCGAAUCGGCGAUAUUGUAUGUACCCUCCACGGGAACUCGAUGAUUCGUCGAGAUGAUUCUAAGCCAGGCUGGUUUCAAUCCCUGAUAUUUCGAAAUACCCAACAAUUGAAAGAUACCAUAAGCCCCAGUUCAUUCUUGUGCAUUCCUCAAGGAGUGGGAUCGAACAAAGCAACAAACCCAAAGAACGAAAUUCCACAGAAUUCAAUCACAGUGGAUUGGUCCGACUUUGAAUUCUUUCUGGUUGGGGAGUCCCUCGCAUACGAACGGAGGACCGAAGACCGCCUAGGUAUCACAUUGUUUCUGCAGGUACAAGAGGCUCUGGCAAGAGCUGAUACACAACGACUCAUCCAUGUCAAAUCCAUACGCAUCCGUUGA
Messenger RNA from Hypoxylon trugodes, 1887 nucleotides. RefSeq names its product heterokaryon incompatibility protein-domain-containing protein. The transcript has a single exon. The record is from RefSeq and is a predicted model, not a curated record. NCBI's taxonomy places the organism in Eukaryota, Fungi, Ascomycota, Sordariomycetes, Xylariales, Hypoxylaceae. Bases 1 to 1887 code for a protein of 628 amino acids.